Molecule: messenger RNA, 2448 nt
Organism: Orussus abietinus
Lineage: Eukaryota; Metazoa; Arthropoda; Insecta; Hymenoptera; Orussidae
Product: major facilitator superfamily domain-containing protein 6
Exons: 11
Coding region: 442-2196 (584 amino acids)
Cellular component (GO): membrane
Source: RefSeq, a predicted model, not a curated record
CGCAAUUUCUACGCCUUUAUUCGGUAUCGAUAACGAUCAGGGGCGUUGCACUGCAGAUUCAAUUACUCAGAGGAAGCGAUAAUCGGCGACAAUGAUAUACGUAAACAGAACUUCCGGCGGAGUCAUCGUUUGAAAUUCUCACAGCGACGAGAGGGACAGGCGCAGUAUUCUGCAUGCAAAAAUAAAUACAUCGAUCGAAACUGCGUAGACUCGUCAAGAGCAUGAUAUCAAAGGCUGGAAGAACUGAAUCUUGGCUGCGGCAGGAUAAAAAAAGGAACAUCAUGUGGAAAAGGUGAAGAAAGAUGAGUUUGCACAAGGAUCUCGUCAAUAUGAAGAAUGAAUCAAUUGUUUUGUUAAUAAGAAGAAUGGAGUUCAUUGCGAAGCCUACAAAUACUGGAUAUUCUUUGCGGUCACAAAAUCACUGUUUUAGGUGUGAAUUUAAUGUGCGUUUCAAGUGUUAUCUGUCACUUAGAGCCAUUCCUUUGCGACAAGUUGAAGAGGACCAUCGAAAUGGCACGAAUGAAAAUCAAUUCUCAACAAUUACCCGUCAAGGCUCAUUUUUUUUUCUUCAUGGCAGCGAUGGGUCCCAUAUUACCAUUUUUGCCAGUAUAUGGGAAGCAAAUAGGCAUCUCGCCGAUGGUCAUGGGCAGUAUCACUGCAAUACUGCCGAUCAUGUUUCUGAUCGCAAAGCCAGCCUUCGGGCUGCUGGUAGACCACUUUCGUGAUUGGAGGAAGUCGCUCUUCAUCGGCUUGCUGGCUGUUACUAGUUGCUGCUACGUCCUUAUGUAUUUCCUGCCAGUUGUGCCAUUGCCCUUGCUUCCGCAAAGGGAAUUCAAGAACGUCUCCUGUCUGGACCUCGAAGUCUGCACCCCUCGGAACGUCACCGGGAAGGAAUCCUGCUUCCUGAGGAACAAUGUGACUUGCUGGUGGAAUUGUCAAGGAAGGUCAAGAAGCUUUGAGACCACUUAUUAUCGUGGCCAACAAGAGUUCUCCCCGAACACCACUUGCCUUCAAAAUAAUGCCACUUGUACAUCGGGUGCCACCUGCGAUGUCAUUUGCAAUGACUUUACGGAGAUCUGCACCUAUAUGUCCUCAACUUUCUGGGGAUUCAUUCUUCUUAUGUCCUUGGGCAACAUUGGCUUCAAUGUGGCCAACUGCAUCAGCGAUGCAAUAUGCUUCGAUGUUCUCGGAGAAGGUGGGCAAAUGGGAUACGGCAGACAGCGAGUAUGGGGAACGAUUGGCUUCGGAAUAACUGCAUUUCUGGCUGGCUAUUCCAUUGAUUACGUGUCCCAAGGGGAGUCUAUAAAGUCUUACACACCGGCUUUCAUUCUAGUCCUAGCGUUUACCUUGAUCGACCUGCUAUGCUGCUCGAAACUGGAACUGCCUAUUAUGUCACGGUCCGACAACAUAAUUGGGGACGUCUUCAAAUUAGUACGCAUGACACCGAUAGCUGUGUUCCUGUGUUUUGCCACUCUCGCUGGCAUCCUCGACAGUUUUCUGAUCUACUUUCUAUUCUGGUACAUCGAAGAUCUAGCGAUAGCAACUAAUUACAUGAACGAAAUCAAAUUGAUUGAAGGUCUGAUCGUUGCAGCGGAGACCCUGGGUGGAGAGGUUAUAUUCUUCACGUUCUCUGGGAAGAUUCUGAAGAAGUUGGGCUACGGUUACUGCUUCGCUCUGUGUUUUGUGUGCUAUGCUGUGAGGCUCGGUCUCAUUUCUUUGGCCCCGACACCCUGGUGGGUGGUUCCCAUUGAGUUCUUUAUGCAAGGACCUACGUAUGCAUUAUGCUACACGACAAUUGUCGCUUAUGCCAGUGCGAUCUCUCCUCCUGGCACAUCGGCUACUGUCCAAGGCAUCGUUGCUGGAAUGGAUGAUGGGUUUGGCUUCGCAGUGGGCAGUUUCAUCGGUGGGAUUUUGUACAAAGACGUGGGCGGUGUAAAGACGUUACGGAUAUUCUCCUCGAUCGCCAUUAUAUCGGCCUUCACGUAUUUAUUGCUGUACACGACGUACUUAAAGCGUUCCAUGCCGAAAACUCGUAAGAACGGUUUAUUACUUUAUAACAAUGAAUUGAAAAUUCCAUUUGUAUUUGAUACUGCGAUACCAUUUAUUAUAAUUCUUACAGGCAAACCGAAAUCCAUCGAUUGCAAAAUGCCUGAAAACACAGCGGAGGAAAUGGUGGCUCUUCCAAGCACUUUAUAACACAAAGACGAAUUUAUGCAAUAAGGAGAAAUUAAUAUUACCAAAUUUUAUCAUAAGUCAGCUUUAAGGGGUCUAUGAGUGAGAGAGUGCCACGUCAAUAUAACGCCCAACACGACUUACAUUAUAACGUAUCUAGUGAUUAACUGACCGGUGUAUGUUUUUAUACGCGACUGUGUAAAUUUAAUACGAUGACAAAGACUAAUUAUUUGUAAGCGACCAGAAGAAUUAUAAAGAUGUAUGUUAACUUUUUCA